Molecule: messenger RNA, 2041 nt
Organism: Cuscuta epithymum
Lineage: Eukaryota; Viridiplantae; Streptophyta; Magnoliopsida; Solanales; Convolvulaceae
Source: the annotation of a GenBank genome assembly
GAGUACUGAGUACGAUCAUGAUGUUACCCCAGGCUAGGAACCACCUCUAUGUUAAUUACUGCUCCGGAUCCAUUCAAAAAUUGUUUGGAGUUUGAGGUAUUACCCACAAUCUGAAUCAAACAUGGGUGGGAGAAUUUCCACAGAAGAGCUGCCCCGCGAUGAGGAGGCUGAAGAAAACACAAGCAGUGUGCAAGUGGAUGAACUCAUCCAAUCGAUUAAGAGUCAGCUGCUGGUAUUGCCGAAAUUGACCACCGAAUCGGCCAGUUGCAGCAUUUUCCGGGCACCCCAGGUCUUCACCGAUUCCGAUGUCAACGACAGGUCGUUUCAACCUCGCACGGUGCCAGUGGAUAUAGAAGAAACCAUCCAACCCAUUCAAGCGGAAGUCGAUGCAGACAAACUCAUGCAAUUGAUGCAAAGUAAGCUGCCGGAAUCGGCUAAAGACAUCAGCAAAUCCGCCGGCAGAGACAAUUGCUGCAUUUUCCGGGUACCCCAGGGUUUCACCGAUUCCCAAGUCAACUGCGGGUCGUAUCAUCCCCGCAGGGUCUCAAUCGGUCCAUACCACCGUGGGAAGCCGCAUCUGAAGGCGAUUGAGGAGCACAAGUGGAGGUUCUUGGCAAGAGUGAUAAAGAGGACGAGCGAGGGAAAAGGCGUGGGUUUGAAGGACUACGUGGAAGUUGUCAAAAGAUUGGAAGCAGACGCCAGAGAAUCGUAUUCUGAGGAUACAAGUAUAACUAAUCUGAAAGGCUAUGAGUUUGUAGAGAUGUUGGUUCUUGAUGGCUGCUUUGUGAUUGAAAUGUUUCGGGCAUUCAGCAAUGUGGUUCCCUUCGAGAAAGACGAUCCGUUUUCGUCAAUGCAAUUUCUCCGUGACGACUUUCUCUGCCUCGAGAACCAAAUACCCUAUAUCGUGCUCCAGACAUUGUUCACACUUACUGAAAUGGAGAGCGAUAGGUUGCCCAGCGGGAGCUACCCUACUCUGUUUGUCACGGCCCUCUACUUCUUCAGAAUUUCUGAUGACUUCAGAAGAGACCCGGAGGUGAUGGGUGAAGUGCUACAUCUUCUUGAUUUAGUCCGGAAAACUUAUUUUCCCGACAGGCAGAGGGUACCGGGAUCUGAGUCUGGCACCAAGAAGCCUCCAAAUUCAUCAGACGGGCCUGCCAACAUCCAGUGCAUCUCGAAGCUGCGCAGAGCAGGAAUCAAGCUGAAGGCGGACUAUAAUAUGAGAGGCACCCUGUGGGUGAGAUUCAAGCGGGGAGUGAUCUGGAUGCCGGAGCUGAAAGACACGAUGCGCGCGUUCUUGCUGAAUUGUGUGGCGUUCGAGCAGAGCCACAUGGUGAAAGACAAGCUGGUGUCGGCGUACGUUGUGUUUCUGGACAGUCUCAUAGACACAACGGAAGACGUGGAUAUUCUGUGUGAGGCCAAGGUAUUGAACAUUUAUUUAGCAACGCAACGUGAGGUGGCCACCUUUGUGGACAACCUCGGGAAGGCAGCGGCGGUCGAUUUUGAUAUCAGAAAAAGCUACUUGAAAGAGGUGUAUGCCGACAUUAACAAACACUUACACAAUUCUUGUAACAUUUAUUUGGCGGAGGUCAAGGCCAAAUACUUCAGCUCCCCUUGGACCGCCAUGUCUCUCUUCGCUGCCUUUUAUCUCCUCGUUCUCGCCACCGCCCAGACCGUUUUCGGCAUUUUGGAGUAUAAAAAAGGUUAGAGCAAAUUCCUAGAAAUUUAUUUGGUCUUUGGGUAUUGCUGGGUAUUUAUUUGUGCCGGUGGCACAAAAAUAAAGGUGCGUUCGGCAAUUGACUAUUGAUUGUUAGCGAUUGUCUAAUUGUGUUGUCUGAUUGAUUGAUGAUAUGAGUUUCUCUUGAUUGUUUCAAUUAGUUCAUAUGAUUAGCAAUUCGUUAAAAUGUGUUUGAUUAAAUAACUGUUUACAAUCACUUGAUAAUUUGUUAAAUGACUGUUAAGAACAUCGAUUAUUGCUGAUCACAUGAAGCACUAGGAGGAUGAAUUGUAUGUCGUGGUUACAUCCUAAACAACUUGUCUGAAG